UUGUCAGAGUCCUACGGCUCGAACAUCUGGAUAUAGUUUAGUUUUCUCUGACCCGCUGAACGAUAAGCAACCAAAAAUUUAUGAAUACAAUUCUUUAUUUAAAAAUUUGUUUUCUUUAUAAAUUCGCAAACAACAGUAUCUAAGAAAAUCCAAUAUAAUCCAAUUCAAUCCAGAGGGGACUGAAGUCAUGGCGUUAAAAAUGAAUCAAUACCAGAACCAGGUCAAGAUAAACUACGUGCAGCAAUAUGUGGGUAGGGUGGCAGGUCCCCUAGUCGAGCCCAUUUUCCCCGUGCCGCAAAUGUCAUCGGCAACCCUACGAGUCCGUAGAGCUGUCGUCGAAUCCUAUCGCGGACCCCAAAUUGCUCCCGAUGAUGCCAUGCUCCCGAUGCCGCCCCACAACAAGGCUCAAAAUGUGGGUGAGAUUCUGCACGACCUUCAAUUCAAGCUGAAAGAUUUCAAGCUGUGGAAUCAAGUCAUUCGUCUUCUGAAGAAGCGGGUCUAGUCUGGAUGUAUAGAUGUAAUGCGCAAUUGACGGAUCGGAGACUACGUCUUAUUCCCCCGUCUACUCUCAGAAUCACAACUAAAAAAGUUCGAAUUCCGUUCGGUGUUUGGUUAUAUCCAUUAUAAUCACCGUAAAAUCGAUUACAUGUACUUUUAGUCUGGCGUCCUCUCCAAAUUUGUAUACACAAAUUAUUUACCAAAUGUUUCUCAAAAUUGAUUUUAAAAAAGUGCAAGGAAUAAAGGGUGCAAGCAAUGCUAACAAUGUGUAGCUAUCUAU
Molecule: messenger RNA, 778 nt
Organism: Drosophila sechellia
Lineage: Eukaryota; Metazoa; Arthropoda; Insecta; Diptera; Drosophilidae
Exons: 1
Coding region: 188-502 (104 amino acids)
Source: RefSeq, a predicted model, not a curated record